Macadamia integrifolia is the source of this 1990-nucleotide messenger RNA. RefSeq names its product protein S-acyltransferase 8-like. The coding region runs from base 332 to 1606 and encodes 424 amino acids. The record is from RefSeq and is a predicted model, not a curated record. Gene Ontology annotation, cellular component: Golgi apparatus; endoplasmic reticulum. The transcript is spliced from 5 exons. Gene Ontology annotation, molecular function: protein-cysteine S-palmitoyltransferase activity. Gene Ontology annotation, biological process: peptidyl-L-cysteine S-palmitoylation; protein targeting to membrane. NCBI's taxonomy places the organism in Eukaryota, Viridiplantae, Streptophyta, Magnoliopsida, Proteales, Proteaceae.
CAGUUCAGACUUCAGAGAGAGCGAAGGGAGCAAAGUAAAGAAAAAAGGUUAAAGGUUAAAGGAUAAAGGAAAAAAAAAAAAAAAAGAGGGGAGAGGCACUUCUCUCUAUGCGUGCGUUCUCAUUGCAGGGGAGUCAAAAAAAGCAUACAGCGAAACCCGACGACUCUCUACUGAAAUCCACUGUUCAUUUUGCUCCCUAGGCCGCCUUUUUUUUUCUUUUUUCUUGUAGUUUCGACUUUCAACUACUUACCUGGGUUUUAGAUGCGAAGAAGAUGAGCAACCCCAAGUUCCAAAUAUUCGAUUCUUUUCCAGCUAGUUUGAGCAAUUUCUAAUGGCUAAGCGAGUUUAUCAAGCCUGGAAAGGAAAUAAUAGGUUCAUCUUUGGUGGGAGGUUGAUAUUUGGACCCGAUGCCAGGUCACUGAUAGUCACCAUAAUCCUUAUAGUCGUUCCCAUCAUUAUUUUCUGUGCGCUAGUGGCAAGGCAUCUUCGCCAUUCAUUUUCACCAUACAAUGCAGGAUACGCAAUUCUGGCUGUAGCAAUUGUCUUUACCAUCUAUGUAUUGGUGCUUCUUCUUGCCACGUCAGCCCGGGACCCAGGUAUUAUUCCACGUGCAUCACAUCCGCCUGAGGAAGAGUUCUGUUAUGAAUCUUCAGCUUCGGUUGAUGUUGGUGGAAGGCAAACUCCAAGUCUACAAUUCCCUCGCACCAAAGAAGUUAUGGUUAAUGGUAGAGCUGUGAGGGUGAAAUACUGUGAUACUUGUAUGUUGUAUCGUCCUCCCCGGUGCUCUCAUUGCUCAAUCUGUAACAACUGUGUGGAGCGAUUCGAUCAUCAUUGCCCUUGGGUUGGCCAGUGCAUUGGAUUGCGUAAUUACCGUUACUUCUUUAUGUUCGUUUCUUCAUCAACUCUUCUUUGCAUCUAUGUGUUUGCCAUAUCAGCAUUGUACAUUAAGAUACUCAUGGAUGACAAUCAUGGCACAGUUUGGGAGGCAAUGAAAGAGUCUCCUGCAGCGGUGGUGCUCAUGGUCUAUUGCUUUAUUUCUCUGUGGUUUGUUGGUGGUCUCACUGGCUUCCACUUAUAUCUUAUUGGUACAAACCAGACAACGUACGAGAAUUUCCGGUACAGAGCUGACAGCAGGCUAAAUGUCCACAACCUUGGUUGCUUAAAUAAUUUCUUAGAAGUUUUCUGCACCAAGAUAAAGCCUUCGAGGAACAAUUUCCGUGCUUUCGUACAGGAGGAAGUGCCUAGACUUCCAAUGGCCCGUACACGUGAUAUGGAAGUGGAAGAUUCAGGUGGAAACCCACGUGCUAAGGUCGAAGAUGAUUUAGAGAUAGGUGGAGACCUAAUGAAGAUCUCCCAGCGCCGUAACUUUGAAGAAUUGGAUGAAGACAUUCGUGGCAGAGGCCGCAACGGUCAACGUCUUGAUACUCCAGAUGCUGACUUAGUUUUGGAUUCAGACCAACAAGCUCAUGCUGUUCGAUCAGAGGCUCGCCACUCAAGUUGGAAUAGGAGGAGUGGGAGCUGGGAUGUAUCACCUGAUAUUCUUGCCAUGAACUCUGCAUUCACCGAAGGCAGAAACUAUAACACACAAAAGGAAUCACAGCAGUAAGGCAUUAGUUAUUUUGGGUGAUUCAUGUGACUUACAUGGACGCGGAUGCACUGGAUGGUUCAAUGUUCAUAUCUGAGUUUGUGAUGGACCCAAUUCAGGUCAUGGUUGAUGAAAAUGUGAUUGAUUGGACAAUUACAGAUGAGCUUAUGAAAUCAAAUUAAUUCCUCUUUUAUAAACCAUGUAUCCAUAUGUGCACGGGAUAUGACCAUUUCCAUUUGUUCUAGGGGCAGGAGUGUGUUUGUAACUACGGGGUGAUCUAGGGGAUAAAAGAAAUACGUUGCUUUUCUUCUUUGGUUCUUUUUAAUUCUCUCACUUGACAUUAUGUAAGUUUGAUAUUGUGGAUUUGUGAAUCUUUGAUGGGUGGCUUGAUUCUUUUUGUGUAAA